GAUGACAGUAAUCAGAAUUUCACGCGCAUUGAUCGUAAAUUAUACGUUGCUGCGAUGAAAGGCGACUUCCAAGAACUCUCCAAUGAACAGAAUUUGGAGAGUCUGCUCACCCCAAACAAAAACACCGUCCUUCAUAUACACUUGACUUCUACAACAAGUCAAACAGUUUCAGAAGAAUUUGUGACUAAGAUUCUUAAGGAGUGUGGAUGUCUAGUUCUACUCCCUAACGCCAAGAGAGAAACAGUCCUUCACAUCGCCGCAAGGUAUGGACACUCCAAUAUCGCUAAAUUAUUGCUUGAACAUGUCAAAGCUUUUCCACCUUCAGAUAUUGAGAAAGGUAUUGGAGCAGAAAAGAAGUUUAUGAGGGCCACAAAUAAUGAGAAGGACACUGCAUUGCAUGAGGCUGUGCGCUAUCAUCACAUUGAAGUAGUGAAGACCUUGUUAGAAAUGGAUCCUGAUUACUCCUAUGAUGCAAAUAAUGCCGAUGAGACUCCGCUUUAUCUGGCAUCACAACGACAAAAUCAGCAAGUGGUGGCUGAGAUAUUAAACAAAAUGAAAUCACCGGCAUAUGGUGGCCCCAAUAAUAGAACAGCAUUGCAUGCUGCUGUGAUUAACCAAGAUAUAGUAAUGGCAAGAGAUCUUGUGAAGAAUAAACAUGUGAGAAAGGCUGUGAAACAUGCGGACAAGGAAGGUUGGAUUCCUCUUCAUUAUGCUGUGAAAACAGGGAAUUUAGGUUUGACGAAGUUGCUGCUUGCACAAGAUGGGAACACAGCAUACAUGCAAGAUAAUGAGGGCAUGACAGCUCUUCACAUCGCUGCUUAUGAUGGUGAUUGGCUUAUUAUGGACAUGAUAAUAGAAUACUAUCCAGAUUGUUCUGAGAUAGUGGAUAAAAAAGGCUUGAAUGUUCUUCAUUAUGCUGUCAAUGGGGGGAGUGGAACUACAGUGGAUAUAAUCAUGGAGAACCUAUCGCUAAGCAACCUUUACAGUGAGAAAGACUUUGAUGGAAACACACCCAUUCAUCACCUCACCAAUUCCAACCUUAUGUGUGAGAGUUUUGUAUUUCACCGCAGAGUUGACAAGCUGGCCGUCAACAAGGAAGCUCAAACAGCUCUUGAUGUUGCCUAUUGUAAGAUUGAAGAUUCAGAUCAAUCAGAUUUUAGUAGCAUAUCGAUAACAGAGGACCAAAUAAGGUUAUUAAAAUCGGCUAGAUCAAAACAAAGUCAGCGACUAGAUCAAAAAUCAAAGAACGGGCAAGAAAAGACUCAAAGGGUAGUGUUAACUAAGGAAGCAAAGGAGACUCAUCUUUUAGUGGCCACACUCAUUGCAACCGUAAGUUUUGCAGCUGGGAUUACUGUACCAGGAGGUACCAUACAAGAUGGUGAAAAUAAAGGUAGCCCAGUUUUGGUGCAAAGUAGUUUUUUCAAAGCAUUCAUGGUAUCAAACACCAUAUCAAUGGUUCUGGCCGCUACUGCAGUUUCUAUAUAUCUUUUCACGCCAGUGACUAGAGAUAAAAGGAAGGAAAAUGCUUUCUCUAAAACAGCCCUCGUAUUCACUUUGAUCGCCUUAGCAGCAAUGAUCAUUGCAUUCAUUACAGGCACGUAUGUCAUAUUGGAAUCAUCCCGAGUAAUUGCUGUUGCAAUUUUCCUUAUUGGGUUAUCCUCUUUUAUGUUAGCAUACUAUGUAGUGGCCUUUUGGCAUGGGUAUGGCAAGCCACUUCCGCCAACUUGUGGUAUCUAUCUUAAGUAGACAAUUUUUUUUAUAGCAGUCUGCAGAAUUUGUUUUAGACCCUACUUAAAAUAAAUUGUACUCUUCAAAAACUAGAUACAAUUUAUCUAGAGUUA
Glycine soja is the source of this 1841-nucleotide messenger RNA. Its product is annotated as protein ACCELERATED CELL DEATH 6-like. The transcript has 3 exons. Gene Ontology annotation, cellular component: plasma membrane. The record is from RefSeq and is a predicted model, not a curated record. Bases 55 to 1746 code for a protein of 563 amino acids. NCBI's taxonomy places the organism in Eukaryota, Viridiplantae, Streptophyta, Magnoliopsida, Fabales, Fabaceae. Gene Ontology annotation, molecular function: protein phosphatase 1 binding; protein phosphatase regulator activity.